Messenger RNA from Phragmites australis (common reed), 752 nucleotides. RefSeq lists its product as uncharacterized. The transcript is spliced from 3 exons. Lineage: Eukaryota; Viridiplantae; Streptophyta; Magnoliopsida; Poales; Poaceae. The record is from RefSeq and is a predicted model, not a curated record. Bases 129 to 752 code for a protein of 207 amino acids.
GUUCUGCGUUCACCGUUCCACUUCUACAUGUAACAACCGACGACCUUAGGGCCCUAUUACAUGAGCGCCGCCGAAUAUACCUCAGGGUUUGCGAACUAGCCGACCAUCCUUCUUUACUGGGUUUCUGUAUGAGGCAACGAAGGAUGGCGAUGUUGCCCGACCAGUAUGCAUCCCACAUACAGGCAUUCCCAGAAGACGCGGAGUUAAUCAACAAAGAAAUACCACACCUCUUGGCAAUGCAAAUGCUCUUCGGCGGGGGUGUGCUGCCUGGUUCGCGUCGAAGACGACGAAGAUCAGCGAACCCAAGGGGUACAAGAGCUGAUGAAAAUUUGAUGCCACUAAUGCCUCGGUGUUCCACCAGCCACACAGGAGAAGGUUCAACUCUUACUACAAGAGCACAUCCUACUACCGCGAUACCUGAAGACGACGACGACGACGACGACGAUUUCAUGCCACCAAUGCCUCGGCGUUCCAUCAGCCACAUAGGAGAAGGUUUAACGAACAAUACAAGAGCACGUGCUCGAACCGUGAUACCUCCGGACGACGACGAUGACGACGAUUUCAUACCAUCAAUGCCUCGACGUUCCACCAGCCACAGCCACACGGUUCAAGGUUCAACGAACCAUACAAGACCACGUGCUCCAAUCGUGAUACCUCCAGACGAUGACGACGACGAUUUCAUGCCACCAAUGCCUCGGCGUUCCACCAGCCACACAGGAGAAGAUUCAACGCACAAUACAAGAGCACAUUAG